Rangifer tarandus platyrhynchus (Svalbard reindeer) is the source of this 1302-nucleotide messenger RNA. The record is from the annotation of a GenBank genome assembly. Lineage: Eukaryota; Metazoa; Chordata; Mammalia; Artiodactyla; Cervidae.
AUGGGCGCCGGCAGCUGCAUCUGGAGAGGUUGGACCUUGAAGAGUGAAGUUCUGAUGCGAGAGGCGGGCACUUGCUUCCUGCUCUGCGCCUGGCUCGGCCUGGGGGUCCCUGUCCUGGGGGACAGAGGAGGGCCAGGGCCUGGGGCUUUCACCUGCUACAAUAACAACAUCCUCAGGAUUGAGUGCCGCUGGCCUAGCCCAACGCCAGGCCAGGGAGCCGGCUCCUGGCUGCUCUUCACCAGCAACCUCGCGCUGGGCAGCGAGCACAAGUGUGUCUUCUGGGCUGGCGUUUGCACCGUGGAGCUGCCGCCCGAGGAGGUCCUCGUGCCUGCUGACAACUUCACCAUCACCUUCCACCGCCACGUCUCUGGGAAGGAGCAGGUCAGCCUGGUGGAUCCACAGUAUCUGCCCCGGAGACACGUGAAGCUGGACCCCCCCUUGGACUUGCAGAGCAACGUCAGCUCUGAGCACUGUGUCCUGACCUGGAGCAUCAGUCCUGCCUUGGAGCCGCUGGCCACGCUCCUCAGCUAUGAGCUGGCCUUCAAGAGGCAGGAGGAAGCCUGGGAGUGGGCUCGGCACAAGGAUCACAUCGUUGGGGUGACCUGGCUCAAACUUGAAGCUGCCGAGUUGGACCCCGGUUCUGCCUAUGAGGCCCGGCUGCGUGUCCAGAUGGCCACCCUAGAGGGCGAGGUGGCGGAGGAGGAGCGAUAUGACGGUGUGUGGAGUGACUGGAGCCAGCCUGCCUGCUUUGCUACCCCCCCGAGACGAGGUGGCCUGGUCCCGGCUCUGGGGCAGGCCGACAGCACCCUGGUCGCUGUGUCCAUCUUCCUCCUGCUGAGCAGCCUGACCUACUUACUGUUCAAACUGUCGCCCAGGAUGAAGACAGCCUUGUACCAGGACGUGCCGUCCCCAGGCCCAUUCUUCCAGCCUCUGUACAGCGUGCACAACGGGGACUUCCAGACCUGGAUAGGGGCCUGUGGAGCCGGCCCACAGGCCGGCCGGGACUGUGUUGGCCCCCCACGAGGAGCCCUCCUGGAGGCCCGUGUCCGGGAGGCCGUUGCUUUGCUGCACUGUGACCCAGCGGACGCCUGGCCGUCGGCGGGCCUGGAGGAGGAGGGCGGCCCUGGGCCCGGGCUCCCAGCAGGUGUGCCGCCAGCGGGACACGUGGAGCAGGCGGCGCCGUCGCCCGCCUACCUGCCUCAGGAGGACCGGGCCCCUGCUGGCCACCCCUGGCUGGCGCCCCCCCAGGGUGAGGGUAGCAGUGGUGACUACUGCGCCCUGGACUGCUCUGCGGGGAGCUGA